Molecule: messenger RNA, 1183 nt
Organism: Chrysemys picta bellii (western painted turtle)
Lineage: Eukaryota; Metazoa; Chordata; Testudines; Emydidae
Source: RefSeq, a predicted model, not a curated record
UUCCUUGCGCUGCACUGAGCCACGCUGCUGUUCGUACACGUUCCCAGAGCCCCCCAAGCAGCUCUUGGUUCCCAGGGGGCCGUUACUGCCACCUUCGUCAGUCAAUUCUCGCACUGCAACAGCUGCAGAACCUCUGGACUCCAGCGUUACAUCUGGGCCUCAGAGCCCAGCGAGGAGCGAACCUGAUGAGCCUCUGCACCAAAGUGCUCUCAGCCAGGCCUGGGCCUGGUUCCAUCGCUUCACACGGACUCAACAGACGCUCCGGGCAUCAGGGUACCCAGAGAGCGACAGUCCUGGACUCGCGUUCGGUAGGAAAAAGAACAGGAGUACUUGUGGCACCUUAGAGACUAACAAAUUUAUUAGAGCAUAAGCUUUCGUGGGCUACUGCCCACUUCUUCAGUAGGAAGUUGCACAUCACUGCCUGGAAGACAUGGCCCUUUUCACUUUCUCUUCCUUGAAAAUUAAACUUAUGCAAACAAAAUAUCAAUUUCUUGGAACUGUUAAUUAGUAAACAACCAGCGUCCAUCCCAGCCCCGCCUGUGUCAAGGGCUAUAAAGAGGGGCCUGACUGGGAGCCCCAGACACCAGUCCCUGGAAGGAGACUCACCUGGCACCCGCGGGCAGCCUCCACUCGCAGUAGCAAUGGAGAAAACAGGCUUCUCUCUGAUCCUCGUCUUGGCUCUUGUGACCCUCAGCACCUCUUCACAGAAAAAGUGCAUCCUGACUGGAACCUGGCAGAACGACCUGGGCUCUAACAUGACCAUCUCUGCCGUGAACGAGGCCGGGCAGUUCUAUGGGUCGUACCUCACAACGGUGUCAGCUGCAGAAAAGCCGAUCCUCGUGUCGCCCCUGAACGGAUCCCAGCACAUCGACGACAUGGGGCAGCCGACCUUCGGGUUCACCGUCACGUGGAGCUUCUCAGACUCGACAACCGUCUUUGUGGGCCAGUGCUUCGUGGAUGAUCACGGGGAGGAAACUCUGCAGACCAUGUGGCUGCUGCGAGAGAAGGUCAAAUCUGCAGAGGAUAACUGGAAAGCAACCACGUGAGUGACUGGGAAUCCUCAUUCCCCGGGGAGCAGAGAGGUCUCUGGUGGUCUGGGCUCCCCGUCCCAGCCUGUGUGGAGGAGACUCAGGUGAUGGGGUGGGGAACAGGCCUGUGGCCAGAGGAGACAGGCACUGGUCUG